GUCAUAUGGCGGCGAACAGUAGCCAUGUUGUCAUAACUAGAGUUUAUGUAAAAUUGUUUUUUAUUAAAAUUGAUUUUUAAUUGACUGAAAUAUGCAGUUUUUACGGAAAAUGUGUUCGCCCCGAAGAUCGUAUUAGUGAAACAGAAAAUGCAGCUGAAUGUCGCUGCCUAAAUGGGAAUAAUAAGUGCGGUUAACAGAUCGUUUACUUUUACAACUAUUGUUCAAAUUAUGAGGGCAAUAACUUCUAUGCGAUUUCUGAGACCUGUAUAAUUUUAUUUGCUCAAAAUUACUGGAUCGACGUUCUGGUUAUAAUCAAGCUUUUCUAGGCCAAAACCAAUCAAAAUUACAUUUAUUAUGUCUCUAGUUCUUGUGCUCUUGAUUAAUUUUUUAAUGAGCCUCCAGAAACAGUGGAAGUUCCCAUGAAUUUCAAUAUUGUAUUUAUUACGAUUGAAUGGGUAAUGAAACUGCAAGAAACAUGGAAACGGAGUCGGUGAAAUCUGAGAACAGCUCAAAAUCAAGGAGAUCAAGAAGCCAGAGGGAUAAAAAUAAUUAUAGGCAACAUUCCUACAGAAGUACCAGGUCCUCCAAAUCAAGUAGGCAGAAGGAGGAUAUCAUGGCCCCAUUCCAAACAGCAGUGACAUUAACCCCAGAAAAUAGGGAAGGACAAGAGGUUAUUGAAGUCCAAAUUUUGCCGCAGGAUGACAACUGGGGUGAAAAUACUACUGCUAUAACAGGCAACACCUCUGAGCAAUCUGGAUCUACAGAGGAUGUUAGUAACUGGCCUGGUGAACCAGAUGGGGGGAUUAGUUUUGUAUGCCAAAGGUACAUUGGUACAACUUUCACCUACAUCCUUUCAGCAGUAGCCUUCCUUAGCCCUCUGGCUAUGGUAAUUCUUCCCAAAGUCGGCUUCUUUCCAGCACUGACAGCCAGGCUAGGAAUAGCAGAUAGUAUUAAGCUUCUAGCCUGCGGCGUGGAAUGCAAAGGACAACUUGUGUCAUUGGCCUUUAAAUUGGCCAUUUUAGCCAUUGGUGCAUGGGCCAUUUUCCUCAGGAAACCACAUGCAACACUGCCUAGAUUUUUUUUAUUCAGAGUAGUUAUCCUAACUUUCAUACUCAUAUCCAGUGUAGCCUAUUGGCUGUUUUAUAUUGUGCAAGUGACUGAGGCUGCAAGAGCUGCCAUCACACUUGAAGAUACUGUAGAUUAUAAAGCACUGGUAGCAUAUGCUUUAAGUUUAACAGACACCUUGUUAUUCAUACAUUACCUAGCUGUGAUUCUCUUGGAGAUCAGACACUUGCAACCCAUGUAUUACAUAAAAAUAGUUAGAAGCCCAGAUGGUGUUAGUAAAGCUUAUGGAAUUGGUCAGCUCAGUAUACAAAGGGCUGCAGUUUGGGUAUUGGAAAAGUAUUACACAGAGUUUCCUAUUUACAAUCCUUACUUAGAACGUAUCCCAGUUUCAAAAUCUAGAAAAACCUCCUCUAGUUUCAAAUUCUAUGAAGUGGAUGGUAUAAACAAUACUCCAAUACAUCAGUCUCAGUCGCGGGCUAUGUUAGCAGCACACGCUCGUCGAAGAGACUCUAGCCACAACGAACGGUUCUAUGAAGAACAUGAAUAUGAACGAAGAGUUAAAAAACGAAGAGCAAGACUUGUCACAGCUGCUGAGGAAGCGUUCACGCACAUAAAACGCUUGCAUAAUGAUCAAGUUUCUUCCAUUCCAAUGGAUUCGUAUGAAGCCGCGCAAGCUAUAUUUCCUUCCAUGGCCAGGUCUUUGCAGAAAUACCUCAGAGUCACUAGGCAACAACCCAGACAUUCUGUGGACAGUAUUUUGGCUCAUUUGGCUCAUUGUCUUAGCAAUGAUAUGACACCAAAGGCGUUCCUGGAGCCAUACUUGGUUCCAGAACCUGUUUUGCAAAACGACAAAGAGAGCAGGGAUGUUCAAACUUGGGCUUUGAUAUGUGAAGAAUUGCUCACAAGGCCAAUAGGAGAUUGUACUACUUUCCAGUUGAGGCAAAAUGAUGUGUCAUUAUUAUGCAGUAUAAAAAAAAUGCCGCACUUCAACAUAUUGGAAGAGGUGGUGGAUCCUAAGAGCAAUAAGUUCGUUCUGAGGUUGAAUUCUGAGACGUCUGUAUGACCAAUAGGUAUUUGCAAUUCUAUGGAUAGACUGAUAUAGCAGUAAUACUCAGUUUUUAUGUGGAAGGGUUUGAAUGUGAGGUGUAGGUCUGGCUAUAUGAAACUGCAACUUGACAGCUAGCUAUUGUCAAGUCGCAAUCCAAGUUUGGCGCUGUUGUACAUAUCUUUGAAUACAUAUUCUAUCAAAUCUCAAUUUGAAAAGCUUAAACAGUAAUGGUUAAUUUGGGGACAAAAAAUUAAUUUAUAUCAUCUAAAGUAAGAGAAAGUGUCACACUUUUGUAUUUUGAUAACUAUGCAAAUGAAUUAUCAUCAACAGUCCAAAUAAAACUGAAUUAACUUCAAGGAUGAAUUCCCAAUUUUUUGUUAUUGUUACUGGUUUAAAAUCGCAAUACUAAACUCAACGCACAAUGUGUGAUAUCAAUUUUUAUAUCCGCUAAAAUGGGGAAGGACGCGCCAAGCACCAUGGUCUGUGGAAGUUUGUGUGAUAAGUGAGAAAACGUACUCAAAACUUUAUUGAUAAUUAGCUUUUAUACCAAAACGUACUUAACUCUAAACAAAGUAAUUUUUUAGCACAAAUAAACUAAGUAACUAUAAUUUCAAAUUUUCUAUUAACCUGGAUUCUUAAUAAGUGUGAUGGAAUAUAGAAUUUAUGUUUAUAUAAUAAAAAACAUCUACCCCAUAAUUCCUUUUUUAUAUUUUUCAUAUUUUUAUAUGUAUACUUACAUUGUAUAAUAUAAGAUAUUUAAACACCCUGAAUAUGCAUUGUAAUCUUCCAUAAUCUGAUGUUAUUUAUAUUUUUGAAAUUCCAGCCAAAACUAUUUUUGAUUUUCUAGCCAAUACUAUUUUUGAUUGAGGCUAAAAAUAUCACUCAUGGGUGUUUUUUGAACCAGUAAAUAUUUUGUUUGUGUGUGUGUUUUCGGAAAUACCUUGGAUUAAGCGAAUUCUUUGUUGUUUUUGAACCCCUAUAAAAAUUUUAUAGAGAUAAACACAUACUUAUGAUAAGAAAUUAUACAAAGUUCAGAAACAGCAUCUGAAAUAUAUAUAGUUAGCAUUGCCUGUCAAACAGAAAUUACCAUUGGUUUGAAAAACAUCCGAUUUGAACCUUACAUUUUUUUACUUUGAGAAUGCAGACGCUUCAAAAAGCAGAUGUUUAGCACAUCCAUUACCUAGUCACCAGAUUAUCAUAAUUUGCUCAGAUUCUCUUGCCUAAUGUAUGUGGUGAGAAUCAUUUUAGUCCUAUACUAUACUGAUACUGCCUGAUUUAUUUCAUUUUGACAUAUCUGAAAUAUUUUUAAAUUAGGAGAUAUGAAUGUCAGAUAUAAGUAAUUUUAGUGGAAUUGAAAAUGUAAUGCUUUAAUAUCGUGUUUAUUGUUUUUACUUGCUCUGAAAUGCCAUUUUGAAUAUACAUAAAUAAUUAGCAAAUAACCCAAGUAUUUUUUGUGCGAUUUUGCAUAUAUUUAGUAUGUGCCAGUAUGUGCACGAUUUUAUUCAAAUUUUAUUUCGCAAGUAAUAGAUAGCACUGAAUUUUUUGUACAUAUUGUAAAUAUGUAUGGCAGCUGCUGACAGCAGUAUCCAAUUUUGAUGUAUUUGUCUUUUGUUUUUGUAUUUUUGUACAAUAAAAGUAUAUUUAUCAUG
Molecule: messenger RNA, 3762 nt
Organism: Acanthoscelides obtectus
Lineage: Eukaryota; Metazoa; Arthropoda; Insecta; Coleoptera; Chrysomelidae
Source: the annotation of a GenBank genome assembly